GUGCAUACGACACGACGAGGUAGACGCACGAGCGCGACGAGUACAAGUAGGAGCACUGACAAUCGAGCUGCGGCUUCCUUUUAUCAGUCAAGCCGAACCUCGCGCGAUACGCAGACAAGACUCUUUGCGCUCCGAAAAAUCUAACGCGGGGGAACCGGGGUCUUUCUUGUCCUUAGUGCGCGAUACUUAACAACGCUGGAAAUCCUAACGGAGUGCUCCAACUUGUCGCAAGCGGCUUCACGUGAGUCUCGCGGAAGAACGCGCGUAGAGUUGCGGGGCAUCAGGAUAUUCGCUUGCGAAUCGGUACCAGGGCUGCUGGUAUCGUCCUCAACAUCGACGGAUUCUCUAGAAACGAGGGCUACAUCAGUGAACUUCGACACGCUGGCGCAGAUUCGAUGUGAGCUUACUACUUUUUCUAGGUCGAAGAUCGCGGAAACAGGCCGAUCCGACGUGAGAUUGCCGCAGGUUGAUCCUAAGGUCCGUCGAACGGGCUACUGCAACACCGUAGGCCAGCAGCGAAUUCGAUAUGGUCGCUUUUCCGGACUCGGAGAUUGAGCCGGCGUUCAUGAACGGCACCGGUCUCAUGUCGGGUGACAGUAACAAGAGUAGCAAUGACAGUCUGGCGAACGAUAUUAGAAGAAUCAGGGACGAAGCUUUCACUAUGCCACGUGUGACGGCGUCGAAUUGCAAGGACAGCUAUGCUCUGAAAUUCGACAGCAUCGACAAGGUCAAUGACAAGGAACUGAGCGUGAACAUUAACCCGGAGCCUGUCUUCGUGAAGAAAGUCGCCGCCGGCUUGAAGACACCCGGUGGUGACAAAAUGGACAAUAAAAAUACGUCCGGCGGAGUAAACGGAAAUGGAUCUCUCUCCAGUGGCAGCUCCAUAGUCACGAUUUCGUCAAACGCUACCUUGGAUCCUGAUGCGGAGCGGGGUAAGGACCAAAGUGGCCACGGGGACGAAAGGGCGGUCAGAGACGAAAAAUGGUACCACACGAUCUUGCAAGUGUCGCUGCCCUUUCUCAUUGCUGGUAUGGGCACCAUCGGCGCCGGUCGUGUCCUCACCAUCGCAAAGAACAUGCCCGCUUUCGUGCACGUCCCCCAGUUACUUAUUUUGACCACGGCGCUUCAGGGUCUGAAGGGUAAUCUCGAUAUGUGUUUGGCGUCGCGGCUAUGCACCCAAGCGAAUUUAGGUAACAUGAAGAGUCGACGGGAGAUCGUCAAGAUGAUCGUCGGGAACAUCGCUCUGGUGCAGGUCCAGGCAAUCGUCGCAGCCGUCUGCCUGUCGUUGUUCGGCAUGGGGGUGAGCUGGAUCAACGGGAACGACUUCAGGUGGGACCACGCGAUACUGCUAGCGGUCUCGUGCAUGUGCACGGCGACCAGUUCCUGUUUCAUCUUGGACUUUGUCAUGAUCGCUGUGAUCAUGUUAUCCUAUCGAUACAAAUUGAACCCGGACAAUCUGGCGACUCCGCUGGCCGCGUCUAUCGGCGACGUCGUAUCUAUCAGCAUUCUCUCCACCAUCGCAUCGGAAUUUUAUCUUAGGCUGGACAAAGAAGUGUGGGUGCUGUACGUCGUUCUCGGGUCGUUUUUCGUGCUUAUGCCGAUUUGGAUUGUAAUUGUGCUGAAAAACAAAUACACGAGGAAGGUAUUGAAAUCCGGCUGGAUCCCCAUCCUGUCUGCUCUUCUGAUCAGUGGCGGAGGCGGAUUAGUUCUUGAAAGAAUGAUCGACUCUUAUAAAGGAUCCGAAGUCUUUCAACCGGUCAUUAACGGAAUUGGCGGCAACUUGGUAUCAGUUCAUGCGUCUCGAAUGUCAACCAUGUUGCAUCAAUCUUCUAUCAUGGGAAUUUUACCGCCGCACGGUAAAAUUUGGGUGUUUCCGUGGACCGCACUCUUCGUAGGAUCGCCAUACGCCAAGACCGCGAGAUUGCUCCUCGCUAUGGCGAUCCCCGGUCAGCUGAUCUUCGUAUUCAUCGCUGACGCUUUAAAUCCGGAAAAUUGCAAGUUAAACGUUUACUUCGUAAUCUCUUAUUUAGUUGCUUCCGUAACACAAGUGAUGAUUCUGUUGUACGUCGCGCACAUAAUUAUUCACGCAAUGUGGAGGUACAAAAUCGAUCCCGACAACUCGGCGAUCCCCUACUUGACGGCAUUAGGUGAUCUGAGCGGAUCGGUACUCCUGGCGGUAGCUUUUAUUGUUAUAUACUGGAUAAACCAAGCGUACUGCGUCGGAUAAGUGAGACAUAAAUCUGAGAUAGAACUAAAAUCAUCUUACACAUACAAGUCGUACAUAUCGUACACACACACACACACACACACACACACACACACACACACACACACACACACACACACACACACACACACUCACGUAGCGUGGAGAACUUUUAACAAUUCCCGAUUUCUUUAUUACGGGAUUGGGUGCUUUGCGCUGUCAAAACAAUUCAAAAACACUUUGCUUCACAGCAUUAUGUAACUCGCAGUGACUCGCAAAACCAAAUGAGAAAAAUGACGACAAAAUAAUGCCAAGAAGCGAAAUAUAAUGAGGAAAAUACUCAGAUCACACACAUUUGUUAACUAUAAUUCCGAAAGAGAGCUGUUAGUAAUUUGGUUCUGCAAACGUAUAACCGGCUGUGAUGAUUACGAACAAGUGUGAUAAUUACGAGGCAGCAUAAUGAUGAGCAGCUCUAGCACAUAUUUCAUGUUUUUUUCCACAAAACGUGCCACAAACCUCUCGCGCGUAAAUAUAAUAGGAGCCUAGUCAAUUUAGGAAACAAUACGUAUGUUCGUAAAGCGUCUGAAAGGCGUAGCUAAAAGAUAUUUCAAUUCAUCAUCAGUCUUUUAACCGCCCACGAGACGUCCUUUAGUGUUUUAGAAUAUUUGUAAAUAAUUGCAUUGCCUUGACGAAGAGUACUCGUCGCAACACGAGAUGAGCUAAUAGCAUCGCACCGAGUACUAAGUUGUGAUCGCGAUGUGUUUUAACUUUAAUCAUGAUUUAUAAAACCGUGACCAUGAAGAAUCGGAGCCACGAGCAAAGCGAGCGAGCCGAAUGCCAGGAAUUCCUGUAUUUUUCAUCUCGGAAGUCGCAAGGCAUCCAAAGCGCUCAUCCUACCGCGACGAAUGGGACACCAUUUAAUUGCGCAAUCAUACAAUUACGGCGCAAUUGUGCCUCAAUUAAAGCGGCGGCAUUUUAGCUACAUAUUAUUAAAGCAAGCGUUGAUUGCCGCUCCUUGCCGCAGCCUUACGCGCAUACACCUUAUUUAAUUACGCAACGCGAUCUUCAGGACACGCCUUACGUAAUACUCAGACAAUGCCGAGUAAUUAAUUUACGUCGAUAAUUUGAAAAACGUAAGGAACUCGCAUUUCGAUCGUCCACUCUCAGCACGUUGAACACCGUGGUCAAAGAUACACCAAAAUACUCCGCACAGACAUAACUUUUUUAAUUCAAUAUUUCGAAAUUGUUUAUAGAGAUGUAAUGUAAUAUUCACAUAGUAUUAACACGUCGCAUGCAAAACUAGUACAGUGCAGUUCAACGUGCUGAAAUCUGUACCAA
This is a messenger RNA of Vollenhovia emeryi, 3544 nucleotides long. RefSeq names its product solute carrier family 41 member 1. Gene Ontology annotation, cellular component: plasma membrane. Gene Ontology annotation, molecular function: monoatomic cation transmembrane transporter activity. Bases 527 to 2227 code for a protein of 566 amino acids. The transcript is spliced from 9 exons. Gene Ontology annotation, biological process: monoatomic cation transport. The record is from RefSeq and is a predicted model, not a curated record. Lineage: Eukaryota; Metazoa; Arthropoda; Insecta; Hymenoptera; Formicidae.